This is a messenger RNA of Penicillium maclennaniae, 990 nucleotides long. RefSeq names its product alpha/beta hydrolase family protein. The record is from RefSeq and is a predicted model, not a curated record. Lineage: Eukaryota; Fungi; Ascomycota; Eurotiomycetes; Eurotiales; Aspergillaceae. The transcript is spliced from 2 exons. Bases 1 to 990 code for a protein of 329 amino acids.
AUGACAACCCAUCAAAGCACGCGACCGCGUCUCCCUAAUUUACAAGACCAUGCCCUGAUAGGUGAUGCCAGCAAGAUCCCCAUUAGUAAUGCGACUCCCGUGGUCUCCGUCAGUCCCAUCGUUCUACCUACACCCGAUCGCUUUGUCGAUUUACAUCUCCGCGUUACGGCCCCUACUUCUGGCCACCAGUUACCAAUUAUCCUCCUCUCGCAUGGACAGGGGACAUCAUAUUAUUUGUCCUCAUUGAACGGCUAUGCACCUCUCGCCAAUUUCUAUGCAUCCCAUGGGUUCGUCGUCAUUCAACCAACACACUUGAGUUCCAAAUCCCUGAACCUUGACUUCGAGACGAGCUCCGAUGCACCAUUCUUCUGGCGCUCACGGGUAGAUGACAUGAAACUCAUCCUAGACGAGCUCUACUCUAUCGAGAUUGCCUUGCCUCAAAUCCAAGGACGCCUCGAUCACACUCGUGUUGUCGCGGUGGGACACUCAAUGGGGGGGACACACGAUCCUGAAAAUGGCGACGAAAUUGAUCUCAUUGAUCAUCGCGUGAAAGCCGGUAUAUUACUUGCCGCUCCUGGCGAUGGUCGUGGCGGAGAGGGUCUACGUUCGAUUGUUCAAGACUCAUUCCUUAAAUACCAUAGCCAUGAGGAAAUGACCACGCCUGCUCUUGUGGUCAUCGGGGAUAGCGAUGAUGAAUCGCAUCUAAGCACUCGGGGUCCUGAAUACCACGCAGAUGCCUACUACAGCAGCAAAGGACCGAAAUCACUUCUUACCAUCACUGGCGGGAGACAUGGACUGGGUGGGGUUUCUGGCUAUGAUACUGCGGAGGCGGCGGAUGAUGAAUGCCCAGAGAGACUGGCUAUCGUUCAAAGAUUGACUUGGUCAUAUCUUCGCAGCCGGCUUUAUCCCGAGGAUCCUGCGUGGUCGGAGGCCUGUUUUAUCUUGCAAAGGUUCCCUGGUUUGGGGAGAGCUGAAAGUAAGAGAGGGUGA